AUGGCGGAUGACGACAAACUUGCUGGUGCUGAGCCCACCCAGGACCCUCACAAGACUGCCGAUGCCGAAGAUGACGCUGAUGAUGUAGAGGACGAGGCGGCCAUUGAGCCCCAUGCGACAGGAGAUGCCAAGAAGAAAAAGAAGCGGAAGAAACCCAAAAAGAAGAAGGCCGAGCAGUCUGACCCCCCUCGCGUCGGCCUGUCGAAAUUGUUCCCAGACGGCGUCUACCCGGAAGGCGAGAUCCAGGAAUACAAAGACGAUAACAAAUGGCGGACUACUUCGGAGGAGAAGAGGCAUCUCGAACGCCUGGCUAUGGAAGAUCCGGAAGUUACUUAUCAGAACAUUCGACGUGCAGCGGAAGUGCACAGACAAGCCCGCCAAUAUGCCCGUAAACAUAUUAAGCCUGGAAUGUCGAUGACAGAAAUUGCGGAAAGCAUCGAGGAUUGCACACGAGCAUUGGUAGAGGAGGAUGGCCUUUCAAGUGGCAUUGGCUUCCCUACUGGAGUUAGUCUCAACAACUGCGCUGCGCAUUACACUCCAAAUGCUGGGGACACUACGGUCUUACAGCAGGGAGACGUUUUGAAGGUCGAUAUUGGCGUUCACGUGAAUGGGAGGAUUUGUGACUCUGCAUUCACCCUUACCUGGGAGCCGACAUACAACAAUCUUGUGGAAGCCGUCAAAGACGCAACUAAUACUGGGAUCCGUGAAUCUGGUAUUGAUGUUCGACUCGGAGAAGUCGGUACCGCAAUCCAAGAGACAAUGGAAUCCUACGAGGUGGAAGUCAACGGAGAAACGAAGCGAGUAAAAGUCAUUGGGAAUCUCAGUGGCCAUUCCAUUAACCCUUACCAAAUACAUGGAGGAAAAUCCGUCCUUCUAGUUAAAAACGAUGACCCAACGAAAAUGGAGGAAGGGGAAUACUUCGCUAUUGAGACGUUUGGAUCAACAGGACGUGGGCAUGUUGUCGAAUCUGGCGAUUGUUCCCACUAUGCAAGAAAAGUUGAUGCUCCCAAUGUCCCCUUGCGAUUAUCUUCUGCCAAAUCAUUAUUGAGGUCUAUCAACAAGAACUUUGGAUCACUACCCUUCUGCCGGCGGUAUCUGGACCGUGCUGGGGAGACCAAAUACCUUUUAGCUUUGAACCACCUCGUCCAGCAGGGCGUUGUCCAGAAUUACCCACCCUUAUGCGACCAGAGGGGCUCAAUGACUGCACAAUUUGAGCAUACCAUUUUGCUGCGGCCGACCGUUAAGGAAGUGGUUAGCAGAGGUGACGACUACUGAAGAUUAGCGUAUCCCAUCUUCCUUUGUGCAUGGCUCUAGGACUGUACUGUUUGAUUAGUGUUUGAUUCAGGCACACAUGUAGCAUUGGAGAUACUCAAACAAUUCAUGGGCAAUUUUCUC
This is a messenger RNA of Fomitiporia mediterranea MF3/22, 1395 nucleotides long. RefSeq names its product peptidase M24A, methionine aminopeptidase. The transcript has 10 exons. Bases 1 to 1275 code for a protein of 424 amino acids. Gene Ontology annotation, molecular function: metalloaminopeptidase activity. Gene Ontology annotation, biological process: proteolysis. NCBI's taxonomy places the organism in Eukaryota, Fungi, Basidiomycota, Agaricomycetes, Hymenochaetales, Hymenochaetaceae. The record is from RefSeq and is a predicted model, not a curated record.